UCACAGCAAAACCUACAAACACUGCGAGCGAGUUUUAUAAACAUUUUAAACCAAGUUAGUUUUUAAAUAUAUCGUAACGAAGAAUUAUAAGAUGGGAGGAGUUGAAGUGCUGCCGAGGGAGUAUGGAUACGUUGCCUUGAUUCUUGGCUUUGCCGGGAUUUUAAACUUUUGGAUGAGUUUCCAAGUCAACUUCGCUCGCAAAAAGUAUGAUGUUCAGUUGCCUACCAUGUAUGCUCUAGAAUCUGAAAACAAGAACGCCAAGCUCUUCAACUGUGUUCAGAGAGGUCACCAGAACUCAUUGGAGUACCUGCCCAUGUUCUUCAUUUUCAUGACGGUGGGAGGGAUAAAGCAUCCCAUUAUAGCUGCACUGCUGGGCUGCAUUUACGUGGUUGCUCGUUACUUUUAUUUCAUAGGCUAUUCUACUGGCGAUCCCAAAAACCGCCUUACCUAUGGAUUUUAUAAUUUUUUGGCACUGAUGGGGCUUAUUCUCUGCACCAUUUCUUCCGGAGUUGAAUUUCUCCUUGCAUGAAGAAAGCUGCUUGCUCCAUAACUACUAGCCUGUCUACAAGCAACUGCAUGUUUCUUCUCACCUUCUAAACUGUUGUUAUAGUGAUUCUCUUUAUCAUCUUGACAUGAAUGUCAAAUGCACCUUUUUGGUAGAUGUAAACCCUAUGCUCAUAGCAAUUUGAUUAUUGUAAUCUCAGAUUUGCAGCAGCAAUGAGAUUUUGUAUUAUCGUUACAAAUUUAACACCAGUGCUUGAUACUUUUUUCGUAAAUAUAUGUUAUUUUUUUUAAUUC
Messenger RNA from Daucus carota subsp. sativus, 798 nucleotides. RefSeq lists its product as uncharacterized. Bases 92 to 529 code for a protein of 145 amino acids. Gene Ontology annotation, molecular function: glutathione transferase activity; glutathione peroxidase activity. The transcript is spliced from 4 exons. Gene Ontology annotation, cellular component: membrane; nuclear envelope; endoplasmic reticulum. The record is from RefSeq and is a predicted model, not a curated record. Lineage: Eukaryota; Viridiplantae; Streptophyta; Magnoliopsida; Apiales; Apiaceae.